AUGUUUCGCUCAACCACUCUUCUUAUUUUUACCCUUGUUGCUACCUUGCAUGCCCAAUCCGGAAGCCCUAAGCUCAACUGCAAAGCCUAUUGGCUUACACGGUAUAUUCUGGAUAACAACGCCAACAAAACGAAUACUGACACAUAUCGCGUGGAAUGUGGUUACGAAUUGCAUAAACCUUUAAGCGACGGAGAGAUUCAAUAUCUUCCUGAAAAGGUUGCCGCUAGCGUCAUAACUUCAGGUCUCCCUGAACGUGUUGAUAAGGGUCAAUUGGUGGGACUUGUACAGGAUGCGAUGGUUCCUCAUGAGCAAAAAGUUGAAAUAAUCGAGAAGCCACACUCUACAACAUAG
Caenorhabditis elegans is the source of this 351-nucleotide messenger RNA. RefSeq names its product DUF3828 domain-containing protein (gene T02H6.10). The record is from RefSeq and is marked reviewed. The transcript has 4 exons. Bases 1 to 351 code for a protein of 116 amino acids. Lineage: Eukaryota; Metazoa; Nematoda; Chromadorea; Rhabditida; Rhabditidae.